Messenger RNA from Juglans regia (Persian walnut), 1160 nucleotides. RefSeq names its product translin-like. The record is from RefSeq and is a predicted model, not a curated record. The transcript is spliced from 7 exons. Lineage: Eukaryota; Viridiplantae; Streptophyta; Magnoliopsida; Fagales; Juglandaceae. Gene Ontology annotation, molecular function: sequence-specific DNA binding; single-stranded DNA binding; RNA binding. The coding region runs from base 30 to 944 and encodes 304 amino acids. Gene Ontology annotation, cellular component: nucleus; cytoplasm. Gene Ontology annotation, biological process: RNA metabolic process.
AAAAUGCAACGUAACAGGAUUAGAAAAAUAUGAGACCGGCUUUUAAAAACUCUUAUUUCAACCUCUCUCGAUCCUUAAACCCUAAUUCUAAGAUACCCAUCUUCUUCCCUCUCCACGCAUUCCUCACCCUCUCUACCUUUCAAUCACCGACGUUUCGAUUCGCAAGCGGUUCGUUUCGUACUCUUUCUCCCUCUCUCUCUCUCUGCUCCUCUUCGAUGGCGGGUGGCGGUGAAGCCCAAGCUCCCACUUCGUCCCUUUCGCUGGAGAAGCAGUUCGAGGACUUCCGAGUUCAGCUCCAAGAGUCCGGAAGCUUGCGCGAGCGUAUUCGAGCUAUGGCGAUGGAGAUCGAGUCCACCACCAGGCUCAUGUAUGCCAGUCUCCUUCUAGUCCACCAGUCUCGCCCAACUCCUGAGCUUUUAGAGAAGGCCAAAGCGCAGAUUGGUGUACUGAAGGAGCUUUACAAUCGACUUUCUGAGGUUCUUCGUGAAUGCGAUGGGCAGUACUACAGGUAUCAUGGCGAUUGGAGGAGUGAGACACAGACCGUAGUUUCGUUGCUUGCUUUCAUGCAUUGGUUGGAAACAGGAAGUCUUCUUAUGCACUCUGAAGCCGAGGAAAAACUUGGGUUGAACAAUUCUGGGUUUGGCCUGGAUAUUGAAGAUUAUCUUGUUGGUGUCUGUUUCAUGUCCAAUGAAUUGCCAAGGUACGUGGUGAACCAAGUGACGGCUGGAGACUAUGAUUGCCCAAGAAAGGUGCUGAAGUUCUUAACAGAUCUUCAUGCAGCCUUUCGUAUGCUUAAUCUUCGAAAUGAUUUUUUGCGCAAGAAGUUUGAUGGUAUGAAGUAUGACCUAAAAAGAGUUGAAGAAGUAUACUAUGAUGUUAAGAUUCGAGGUCUGACGGCCAAUGGUGAUCCAAUUGAAGAACAAGGCAAUCAUGGGGAAUCUUAGAGUACAGUAGUUGGCAGGUUUGUGUUGCGAACCCCAAGUUGUCUGUCAAAAUCAGGGACUACUGACGAGGGUUUUGACCUUUGUAUUUACCACAAGCAUUAGGUUUUUUAAGUUUUUCAAGGACUGUAAUGCCUAUAAAACGGAAGAAAAAAAAUUACAAGCAUUUUUUUCCCAUCAACAUAGAAGGCUGUAUAAUUCAGCAACUACUGGGGGCAA